GUCAUCAUCUUCUUCCUUCAUCCUCUUUUUAUUUUAUUUUUUAUUUCUGAAAAACAGGAUUCUCCAAAGAACCCACCCAAAAUUUUAAUCUCUCCCAUUAUAACCACCUCUCUCUUUCCGGUCUGUCCCAAGAUCCAAUUACUAGAAGAGAAAGAGAUUCCUUCGCCGUCCGUUGACUGCCACUUUGCCAGAAAGGGUUUUAAAGAUAGAUCUGAGGAAAUUAAGUUGGGUGAGAGGAAUAAUUAGUGGGCGUUGUUCAAGAGGCUGUCAUGGAGAUGGAAGUUGUUGGGUUCCGCUUUCAGGUUCAUCGAUGAUCUUCAUCCCCAUUUUCUUUCCAUGGAGAGCCCAAAUUUUGGUUCUCAAAAAUACCCGAAGUGGGUCCAGCUCAAAUCCAAGGAAUCGAAUCGGAUUCUUGUGCAAGUGUCUCCUAGUUUCGUACCAAGUUCGAUAGACUACUCGAACUGGAACAUUGGGGAUUUUUUCGAUGGAUGUGCCAAGAAGUCAGAUAUAUGCAACAAGAAUGGGAAGACUGAGGGCUUCUUGAGGUUGAUAUAGUUACAAUUUCUUACUUUCCCUGAGUAAAAUUUAGUACUUUACAAAGUAAUUAUGUAUUCUUUUCUGAGGGGGACUACAUUUAGAAUUUGUCAAACAGAGAAUUCUGAAUUUUAAGCUAGCAGCAUUUAAUUCAUGUUUUUGUUUGGAAAAUAUUUUGAUUAAUGGAAAAGAAAAACUAGCUCGAAAU
This is a messenger RNA of Rubroshorea leprosula, 742 nucleotides long. NCBI's taxonomy places the organism in Eukaryota, Viridiplantae, Streptophyta, Magnoliopsida, Malvales, Dipterocarpaceae. The record is from the annotation of a GenBank genome assembly.